Molecule: messenger RNA, 1854 nt
Organism: Acanthoscelides obtectus
Lineage: Eukaryota; Metazoa; Arthropoda; Insecta; Coleoptera; Chrysomelidae
Source: the annotation of a GenBank genome assembly
ACGUUUUAUUAUCUUCAUAGAAUAUGAGAAACCGUAAAAGAACCACUGAAAGGGAGGAGCAGGAACCGAUUACGAUAUCCCUGAAAGAACCCUGAGACGAUUUCUGCAGAAAGUCACGGAUGAAGAGCUUUAUGGCACUAAUGAACUACCUACAACUGCAGUCGGCUAUAUAAAAAAUAGACAGGUAAAAAAAUAUAAUUACUUAUUGGGCACUUUAGUAAACAGUGUGCUUGUGAAUUAUUUAAUACAUUUUCUUCAUUUUCAGGUUUUCUCCGACGACCAAGAGAAACAAUUAGAGGAAUAUAUAUUAAAGGCUGCCGAUGUAUACUUUGGCUUAUCACCAAAACAGAUAAGAACUUUUGCUUAUGAAUGGGCUGUCUCACUAAAAAUUAAAUUUCCCGAUUCCUGGAAUACAAAUAAAUGCGCCGGACAAGAUUGGUUUACCUAUUUUAUUAAAAGACACGCUGGUCUGUCUAUACGUACGCCGGAAGCCACAAGUUUGGCACGAGCAUCAGGAUUCAAUAAGCACAGUGUAGGAAUUUUUUUUAAACAGUUCUGCAUAGGCUACAAAUUGGUCCUCAGGAUAUCUACAAUAUGGAUGAAACUGGAAUUACGACCGUUCAAAAACCUGACAGAAUUGUAGCAAGAAGGGGCUUUAAACAAGUAGGUCGAAUCACCUCUCAAGAAAGAGGCACAUUAGUGACUCUCGCGAUAGCUGUAAACGCCAUUGGUAAUAGCAUUCCGCCCUAUUUUAUUUUUCCACGCGUUAACUUUAGAGAGCACAUGCUCUCUGGUGCCCCACCUGGAAGCGCUGGCGCAGCUAACCAGUCUGGAUGGAUGAAAAAGGAGCAUUUUCUGCACUGGUGUCAACAUUUUGUUAAGCACACUGGUUGCUCCAAAGAAAGGCCGGUACUUCUGUUGUUAGACAACCAUGACUCCCAUUUAUCAAUUGAUUCUUUGGACUAUCUUAAAGAGAAUGGAGUGACGGUGUUGUCCUUUCCGCCACACUGCUCUCACAAGCUACAGCCGCUGGACAGAUCAGUGUAUGGGCCCUUAAAAAAAUAUGUAAAUACAGCAUGCGAUGGUUGGAUAACCAGUCAUCCAGGGUCUAGUAUGACCAUCUACGAUGUCCCUGAAAUUGUGGCCGUAGCUUUGCCAAGCGCAAUAACACCAAAGAACAUAACAGCAGGGUUUAAAGUGUCAGGAGUUUAUCCAUUCAAUGAAUGUGUCUUUUCUGAAGACGAAUUUCUCCCCUCUUAUGCUACUGACCGCCCACUUAUUGAGCAAGCAAAAGAUGAUAAAAUUGACAGGAAACCUAAUAAUAGCCCUAAACCUAAAAUAUCUCAGGAUACUAGUCCCCAACCAGGAACAUCUCGGGAUUAUUCUGAAAUUCUUAACGCUGAUAGCUCAAUGCCAAAAACUUCUGAGAUAAACCCACCGCUCGAAGAAAAAACCCCGGAAAGCAAAUAAUUAAAAAUAUUAACAUAUUAGCCAAAGAAGAUACCGAGUUGAACACCCAAAAAAAAAACAGUCAGUCCAUUUGAGCUAAAGCAACUGCCAAAAGCUCCACCAAGAAAAAAUGAGAAUAAAGGAACUCGAAAAAGGCGUCACACCGAGAUUUUGACGCCAAUAAAACAGGCACACAAACAAAAAAAGUUCCAAUAAGAAAAGAGCUUAAAAAUAACAAAGAAAACAAAAUAAAAAGAAGAAAAAUGUAAAUAAAAAACAAUUGGCUGAAGAAUCGAGCGAUGAAGAUGAGUGUCUAUGCGCUUACUGCCUUGAUACUUUUACAAACAGUCGUCCGGGUGAGGAAUGGAUUAGAUGUUUUUCAUGCAGUGGGUGGGCACACAAAGA